AUGUACGUGUAUAAAGUACUCGAGAGCGCAUGGGCACUUUGCACGCCGAACGGAGUUCAACCAGAAGCUGUGUACCAAAGCAGCCUGGUCAUGUGGGAGGCACAGUACAAGCUAUUCCUUUUCGGCGGCAUGAGAAGUGUCGGUACAGUGAGCAACAACCUGUACAGCUACACUGUGUCCAACGACACGAUCAACUCUGAUCAGGAAAUCGACGGCUCGUGGGCUUCAAUUUCACCAGGUGGCACCUUGCCAACAGCACGAUAUGGCCACACGGCCGUCGCCAACGAGGCCACAGCCAGCAUGCUGCUCUUCGGGGGUGUAACUGACUUCUUCGUCAGCCUCGACGACCUUUGGAGCUUCGAUUUCAAUAGUGAAUCGUGGACGCAACUGUCGCCAAGUGGAACUGCACCAUCGGCGCGCUACUACCACGCGACAGCAUGGUGGCCCGACCAGCAGAAGAUGUUCAUCUCUGGCGGCCUGGGACUGGACGCGAUCACCUUUGUCUAUCAGAACUUCGCAGACAUGUUCGUGUAUGACGCGGUCGCCAACGCCUGGUCCGAGCUGACGCCCAACGGGCGCGGGAUCGCCGUCCCUGGGCUCUACGCCCACUCCCUCGUCCUCAUGACCGACGCCGAGCAGUUCCUCGUCCUCGGCGGGUACGAAGGUUUGUCGACCACGGCAAGUGAGGAGCUCUACGGCUAUGACAUAGCGAGUGGUACGUGGUCGGAGUUGGUGAAGACGGGCGAUAUCGAGGCACGUGUUGAUUAUGUCGCCAUGUGGUACCAAGGUGCCUAUGACACUGCAGGAUAUUUGGAGUGGGAUGAUUACGAGACCAUGCUUGUCUUUGGUGGUUUGGAGACUGAGGCUAGCACAGCUACCGGUGAACAGCUGUUAUUCAGCUUUUUACCCACAUGA
Messenger RNA from Prorocentrum cordatum, 915 nucleotides. Lineage: Eukaryota; Dinophyceae; Prorocentrales; Prorocentraceae. The record is from the annotation of a GenBank genome assembly.